CCGGUGUGCGUGUCUCUCUUCACUUGGUUCAGCAGCGGGCGUGUCUUCGACUUUGUGGCAGGCGUCACGCUCUUCGGGGAGGAAGAUUCCCGGAGAUGGAUAUUCGCGUCAGUGGGCACGGUCUGCGCAAAGAGGAGCUCGACGCGGUCGCGAUGGCGGUCACUGCCGUCGUCGUGAACACGAUGGGCGGCAUGUCGUCGUCCUCAAGUGACAUGCUGGUACAGCUCCAAAAACGAAGAGUGCUGUUGCAGCGCAUUGCCGAAGCGCCGUAUUGUGUGGCAACGUGUGAGGCAAUCGUCCAGUUGUGCGCCGCGCUGUCAUCUGGCGUUUUCCCGCGGCGGAACCCUCGUUGGUGGAUCAAACGAUGGACUGGCGGGACAUGGGAGGAUCUCCGCCCCUGUGAUGACGCGACGGACGAGUAUUACCGGCAGAAAUUGCGCAUGUCAUUGGCCAUGUUCAGGCAGAUCGUUGCCGCGUGCGCAGCGUACGUGGAGAAGAAGGUGACGCAUUACAGGAUGCCUUUGCCAGUGGAGCAGGUGAUCGCUUUCGCGUUGUACAGAUACCCGGGAAGCGUGCACGAUGUACGCGUUCUGCACAAUUCCGGGCUGUGGAGGCGUGCAGAAGGUGGGGAGCUGUUCGACGCAUCUUCGAAAAAUCUGCCGCAUGGUGUCGUCACGCGAGGUUACGUGGUAGGCGACAACGGUUAUACAGUUGCCUGUCCAUGGAUCGUGCAGCCGUACGGAGGAAUUGACAACCAUCCUGACGACGAGCGCUUGGACACGCGGCAGAAGGUGGUGCGGGGGUGUGUGGAGAGGGCAUUUGGGCGACUGAAGUGCGUGUGGCCUCUAUUUUUUCGCACCCACAAGACGAACCUGGAGACCUUGCCACAACAAUUUGUGGUAGUGUGCACUCUCCACAACAUCCUCCUCGACGCGGGGAUCGACUUCCAUAAGAACCUAUUGUGGGAGGUGGAUGAGAACGUCAUUCGUCGAAGAGUAGACUUGGGGAUUGUGGGGAACGGCGCGGGCGGGCAGUGACAGAGCACGAACGUGGACGGGGACUUGUUGCGGGAUGCACUUUGAGACC
This is a messenger RNA of Chara braunii, 1086 nucleotides long. Lineage: Eukaryota; Viridiplantae; Streptophyta; Charophyceae; Charales; Characeae. The record is from the annotation of a GenBank genome assembly.